Messenger RNA from Babesia microti strain RI, 5388 nucleotides. RefSeq lists its product as hypothetical. The record is from RefSeq and is a predicted model, not a curated record. Bases 1 to 5388 code for a protein of 1795 amino acids. The transcript has 4 exons. NCBI's taxonomy places the organism in Eukaryota, Apicomplexa, Aconoidasida, Piroplasmida, Babesiidae.
AUGCUCGUCAAGGCCAUAGCCACAGCCCUAGUUCUGUUGGCAACUAAAGCGGAUGCCUUUAUCGCAAAUAACACAACAAAUUUACCCCUAGCCACGACCAGAUUAUACCAAACCAACCAAAUUUCUAAUGAUGCAGACUCUGACAAAACAAACAAUAAUGAUAUCACAACGGGCGUGCCAAAGCUGCCAGAUAUAUUGGAAUUACAGGGUGCGUUGGAUUCGGAAACUCCGGAAAUGAAGAGAUUACAAACAUGUGAGAAUGAUAAAUUUUUGUACGAAAUACUGGGCAAGGCCUGCCACGACGAGCUUGAGGUUUUGAGCCGCAUGGGUCUAAUAUCGAAGUUGCCUGUUGAAACAUUGCAAGAGGCAAUAAUUAGAGCUAGGGAAGAUCUAAGAAGACCAAAAGAACCUAAUACAAUAGUAGAACUCGCACUAUAUGCACUAAAGUAUAUAAAAUCGCUGUUUAAUGGCCAAACUUACGCUAAACCACGCGACUUUUCACUAAUAGCCAAACAUUAUCACGACAGAAUCAUUAGCCAUGGUGGUCGUGUAAAAAUACCUACAAAGUAUAACUUGAAUGCGGCGCCCGAAAUUGAAAUUUGCAAUCCUGCUAUUUCAGAUAGUAUUUUUUUAUCUAACGCCGCUGUUUUGGGCUAUGCUGGUCCAGAAAUGUACAAACAACUAGAAGAACUUCCCACUGAAAUCCUGGAAAAAGUUUUGCUGGUAAUGAACAACAUAUACAAAAACCCCAUGCUACACUCACAACACGUGCUGUCGCAAAAAGCGUGCGCAUAUGGCUGGUCUGCAGAUAGUGACGGAUUGGUAUGGAAAGAUUACACUACACUUUGGCUAGCCAAAAAACAGUCAUUGAUCGCGUUUAUGCGUUAUUACCCAAAAGAUAUUUUCCCCACUACCAUACCUGGUUACCUUCUCUUACAUGAACUAUUUACCCUUGGCACUAGCGAUGAAAGAGAUUUGGCUACCACGUAUUGUAGAGACAUGGUCAAAUCUAGAAACUUCCUUAACAAGAUAUAUUCUGAUAGUUUACUCGUGAAAUGCACCAUAUCUGGAACUAUUGGAUACAUUGCGGGACAAAUAUGCAGGAAAUUGGCAAACUAUUUUGCCGAUAACAUCUUUGGCACUGAUAGUGGUGUGGGCUUGAUCAUAAAAUCCAAAUUAGACCCAGAUUUAUUGGCAUAUGCAUUACCAGUUGUUUCAAUUAUUAAAUCAUUAAAGGGAAAUGCCGAAAAUUUAGGCAGAGGCAAUGAAGAAAAAUUUGCCGAGCUUAUGAAUCUAAUGGAGCAGUCACUGCGUGUAGAUAUGGGCAAGCCAGAGCAGCUGGAACAGGCGAUAUUGACACUAAGAAACAAAUUACCAUCGUUGCAGCGCAAAUUAUCUCUGAAUUCAAACGAUUUAAUCGCAUAUACGCUACUUAAUAUGAUCUACCUUCAGAUGCUUCCGGGACUCCAAAUAGGGAUUAUUAGUGGCCGUUUGCUCGAAUCACAAAAACUAUAUAAACCGCUAGAACGAUCUUACCUAUUAACCUUACUACAUCUUUUACGACUGGUACCAUUGCAGGGCGAAUGUGAUACCGAACCCAUAGAAACGGAGUUGCCUGCGGUAACUGAUGAAUAUCAUAGAGCUUUGCCGCUACCUAGAGAGGUUUACUUUCCUUGCCUGUCAAGGGAAGCUGAACAUUUGAAGGUUUAUGCUAACAAAAGAUUUAACGAAACACGCUUGGAGUGUUGGAAGACACUGAAAAUGAACUUGGAAAUUGACAAGGCGUUUAUAGCCCUGGCGGAUAGAUUGGACACCAGCAGGUGGUUCAUCUUUGAUUUUGCUUCCAAAGCCACGGUAGCAGCAUUUGUUGCAGCAGUUACUAGGGAUGUUUAUGAUAUUGUGCAGUUGCUGUAUAACGAUUUACAAAUAGAUCCAACGUUCGACACUUUGAAUGGAGAUAAAGAAGAUUCUAACAAGGACGGUAAUACUGUUGUAGACAAACGUACAGCUAAAGAAAAUGUCAUCCACACCCACUUUAGCGACGUACUGGGGGUAUACAGAACUGAGGAGCAGAUGGGGACUGAUGGGCCACUAAAACUACCCAGAAAUGAACGAAUCUAUGAUACAGUGGCGGCUAUACUAGAGUGUGGCAGUGAUUGGACGCGAAUACAUCAUAACUAUCUGAGAUAUCCUAUGCCCAGGAUUGAAUCUUCCAACUCGACAAUUUCUGAAAACACUAAAAUUUUGUCUAAAAAUGACAAUAUUACUACUGAUUUGACAAAAAAAUUGCCUUUGGUGGAUGCGAAACAAAUUAGCGCCAAAUGGGAUAAAUUAGCAACUCUAUAUGGACUGAGAGAUCGUGUCGUUUAUUCCAACAUCCUUAGGGCAUUUAGAGAAAUUACUCUGUUAAAGGAGUACCAGAUAGAGUGCGUUGGGUCAACUUUUCAAAUUUACAACCUAUCUGACAUAGUCAGUGAUGAAAUGAGGGCCGUUGUCGAUAGGUAUGGUAAGGAUGGAAAGGUUAAAUCAUCAGACCUACCUUCACCAAUUGCCAGGCACCUAAGACUUCUUACCUUAGCUUCCUAUAUGGGCAUUGGGGAGGUUGAUGCGUUGGACUGGUCUCGGUGCCUGGACUAUCCCAGGUUUAGAGACCAACUAUCGGAUAUCCUUGACGAUUUGUUUGACCAGGCUGCCAUAACACCUUACAAACCUUCAGCAAUAGAUUCAGAUGUGUUAGACACUCUGAGUAAUAGUACCAGUAGGGGUGUUGUGGGCCAUGACAACAUUUACAGGUUGUUAUUAGAUCCUGGCGUUUGGACUAGGGAGGAUUAUUCGUCAUUUCCGACUGAUAGGGUCGGAAAUGAUGAUUUUAUAUCGGAAAAGGAAUUAUCAGGCGUCACUGGCGAACUGAGAAAAUUUUCAUCCAGACCAGCUGAUAUUAAAUUUCACAGUACCGUUAGUGAUAUGUCGGGCAAUACAGAUAAAAAUGUCACAGACUCAUCAACUAUUGGCAUUCACACUAACAAUGUCAGCGACCCAUUAUUGGGCGAGAAAGAAAAUUUUGAAUCAAACCCACAGUGUAAAUCAAACACAUUAUCUACCCAAUUGUUUACCAAUAUAAUUCCAAAGAUAGACAAUUUGCUAGGAGAACACUACCCUGGUAGAUUGAUGUUUGUAAACACAUUAGUUCAAUUACUUCGUUCCCGAGUUAUAGUACUGAAGAAGGCUAUGAAGGCGUCACGCGACAUGAGGGAUCCAUACUUAUCAUCGCAACAUAUAAAUUGCUUGCUAAAUGUCCGCCAGACACUCAAGAUGCUUUGCCACUACUACGAUCUUCCUAUGAGAUAUCGCAUAAAGAACGCGCUGUUAGACAAUUUCCACCCUCACAAUCCACCAGAUUUGACUCCUUCUAUUCACAGUGACACAAUGGCCACCGCAUCGCGCGAUAUUGAUUUGGAUGAUCCACCUCCCCCGCCUACACUACAGGAGCUGGCAAACAGGAAGUACUUUCGAGAGAUGAAGAAGUUAUUAACAACCAAAAUCUACCACCACGAUAGCAAAAUACCGUACUUCGAGCAACAGAAGCAACUGAAACGGUUAAAGGAGGGCAAGGAGAUGGAUGAGAACUUUAAAUUUGACCCUGAUCACAUUUUCGUUGGCCGAGAGAAACACGACCAACCCAUCUACAACGUUGACUCCGACGACGAAUCAAACGCCACUCCAAAUGAUGAAAUUGCGGACAAGAUUUAUCCACUGGGCUUUGGAAAGGCGGCUGCACUUGAUAAAAUUUACAAGUCCCCGAUACUCUCACCUUCAGACGAGUUCUACCUGGCCGUCGCGUACACUUUAGUGUAUCCGCAGCAAGCGGACAAGCUCCCACUGGUACUAAAAAUGCUCGGCAAUACUGAUCAGUUAGUGCGUAUAGAGGCGGCCAAAAGUUAUUUGAGAAAGUCCUUGGCCACUUUUUCCGAUUAUGACCUAUCAAAAUUUAACAUAAGCGAGUAUGAAACUUGGGUGGCAAAUCAGGUAUACGAGGAAACAUGCCUUGUGGCUGGGGGAGUUAAUUUGACCGAGCACUUGGACAACCCGGCGGGUUGCAACGAUGGCAUUUACCAGCCUUGGAAACCACAGGUGUCCAACAGGUUGGAGCACUAUUAUGCCACUAAGGAACCCGACAAUAUGCAACACCUAGACAAGGCAGCUGCAUAUCUAAAGGUUUCUGCGCAUGAUAGAAGCAUGAUACACGACAAGGUCUUUUGGCGCGUCUACCUCAAUGCUCCUCACGCUAUGAAAUCCCAGAUAUCUUCAAAGUUAGGGUUGACGACAAGCGUCACGAAUGUUGUAGACUUGGAGCUGCAGUAUAAGGAUUUCCACAAUAACUAUUUUUGCGAGGCUAAGGCUCUGAUUGGAGACCCGGGCAAGUUGGUAGAAGCAUGCCACAACAUGCUGGCUAAGAUGGAGAAGUUGGGGGUUCUGAGAAAAGAUGGAUCUCCAAAAUUCUCUUUAUCUGGCACAGAUAACUUUGAAUUUUAUCAGGCGUACAUUCUAGCUCUCAUUGAGUUGAACAUGGAAUUUGAGAAUGUGGAAAAGCUGGGGAAUGUAUUGGGAUACUUUGGUAAGGACCUGGUGGAUCAGCUGCAAAAUAUCGGUACCAAGAUGUACCUAAAGUAUCUAAAGGACCACUUUGGCACUAAACUCGAGAAGGACUGUCUAAAGCCCUUAGAAAAAUACAAUAGAUUGUUUCAGCUCUCCCAUGACGACCUUGAAAACAUUGUUAAGAUUCAUAGGACAAACUUGGUAUUUGACGAGUAUAGCCCAGAGUCUGGCUGGGAUGACCUAGUUAGGGUCAAAGAGAUUGUCGAACCCGGGUGUAUUGGCGAGUAUUUUGGCUUGGACAAUACCAGAUCGCAACAGUGGCUUAUUAACAUAUUGAACGAAUCGGUAGGUGAAUACGGUUUGUCGGAUUUUAUCCGGUUUAAUGGACACGGGGGAUUGGCUAGCGACAGGGCAUAUGAUUGGCACAAUGGAAACGCGCUAGAGUCGAGGAUAGCCAUGGCACUAGACACUUUGGUGAUGGACAAGGAUCACCUUUUGGAUUCGGCACUGGAAAUUGCAAUCGAAGCAAACAAUUACAUUCACCAGUGCAUCGAGCAGGCAGGGCGAAUGAACUUUGUAGAGGCUUGUCAAGAGCUAUCAGUUACACUCAAAAGACUCUCCUUACUGAAUAAUAGCCAAUUUCGCGACGUGCAAAAGUAUUUGAGGACCGAAACAUCGCAUAGACCUUUGCUCGAUGUUUUACAGUACCUAAAAAGCGAACUAGACGAUAGGGAUAUGGCACGGUGCAAGGAGUUGAUUGUAGGUUGCGUGCCAAUAAACUGUGCGCGUUAG